AAUUUAGAAUAAAAUUUCUCUGCGAGAUAGAAACAUGUCAGCCUCCAUGUUGGUAAUUUUUGCGAAAAUUUUGUGAAAUUCAAAUAGUAUUUAAAACAUGAUUGGAGACAUUGUGCGCGGAAAAGAAAAGUCGAAAUUAGUUGUUUUACAGGAUUCUGUAAAGCAAAGCGGAAGACCACUGUUGAUAAGCCUUAUAAAUAACCUGUGCCAAAGGGUUGAGAAAGUCCAUGUGGUAUGUUUUGAAAAAUCUCCAGACUACCUUAAAGAUUUUAUAAACACAGAGUUUUACCAAAGACUUGUAUUUCACGAUGGGUCAACAGAUGUUCUCGGAUGGGAGAGUGCUGAAAAUCUCUCUGUAGAUACUGACCUUGUGAAGUAUCUUAGCAACAGAUCUGGUCACCAUGCCAAUAAUAAUGUUGCUAUAGUGAUUGACAGUCUCAGUCCAAUGAUGUUACAUCGUCAAGCACCUUACACAUGUCAGACUCUGUCCAGAUUGACGUCUGCUAAAAUACAGGAAGCUGAAGUAGAACAAGUUGUCUGUUUACUACAUAGAGAUCUCCAUGACGACCAUAGCAUAGUUUUAUUAAAUCACUUAGCAACCACCAUUGUCAAGGUCACACCACCAAAACUAGGUCAUUUUCAUGUGGCCUGUAAUACACUGCAUAAAAGACUAUCAGGGAAAGUUAUUAGAAUUGAUGAGCACUUUAACCUGGAUGAGCAGUAUUGUAUUCAGGAUGUCACAGAAGUGAAAAAUGUUGAUACAUCUACUGUUGCUAUGGAAACUAAACAGAGUGACCCUACUGCCAAUUUGACCUUCAAUCUGACCUUGACAGAUAAAGAAAAGGAGGCUAGAAGUCAAGUCAAGUUACCGUACACAUAUGAUGCUAACAGGGAAGACAACUUUACAAAUUUUGGAGAGGGCAAAAUAUUUUAUCAGCCUGAUGAUGCUGAUGAUUUUGAUGAAGAAGAUCCAGAUGAUGACCUUGACAUUUGACAGUGUGUCCAUGCAGACACAAGGUCGAUUUAUUCUAAAUAUGGCAAGAACAUUUGAAACUUUUGGGUGUCACCAUGCCAUUGGUUUAUGUCCAGUAAAUAAAUAAAA
Ruditapes philippinarum (Manila clam) is the source of this 1102-nucleotide messenger RNA. RefSeq names its product elongator complex protein 5-like. The record is from RefSeq and is a predicted model, not a curated record. The coding region runs from base 98 to 994 and encodes 298 amino acids. Gene Ontology annotation, molecular function: tRNA binding. The transcript has 8 exons. Gene Ontology annotation, cellular component: elongator holoenzyme complex; nucleus; cytosol. NCBI's taxonomy places the organism in Eukaryota, Metazoa, Mollusca, Bivalvia, Venerida, Veneridae. Gene Ontology annotation, biological process: tRNA wobble uridine modification.